This is a messenger RNA of Polyodon spathula (Mississippi paddlefish), 554 nucleotides long. RefSeq names its product fatty acid-binding protein 10-A, liver basic-like. Gene Ontology annotation, cellular component: cytosol; nucleus. Gene Ontology annotation, molecular function: fatty acid binding. Gene Ontology annotation, biological process: fatty acid transport. NCBI's taxonomy places the organism in Eukaryota, Metazoa, Chordata, Actinopteri, Acipenseriformes, Polyodontidae. The transcript is spliced from 4 exons. Bases 68 to 448 code for a protein of 126 amino acids. The record is from RefSeq and is a predicted model, not a curated record.
UGCAGAUAACAGCUGCCAUAACCAGCUACCUACUGGAGAGUGACUGACUAACUGGCUGCCUGUGACAAUGGCUUUCAAUGGAACAUGGCAAGUUUACCUUCAGGAGAACAUUGAGCAAUUCCUGCAAGCCAUCUCCCUGUCGGAAGAUAUUAUUAAGAUUGCAAAAGAUGUGAAACCAAUCAUUGAAAUCCAACAGAACGGCAACGACUUUGUCAUCACAACAAAAACACCCAAGCAGUCACUCACAAACUCCUUCACUAUUGGAAAGGAAGCUGACAUUACCACCAUGGGAGGAAAGAAGCUCAAGUGCACUGUCAAUUUGGAUGGGGGGAAGCUUGUGUGCAAAACAGAGACGUUCUCUCACACCCAGGAGAUCCAGGACGGCGAGAUGGUUGAGAAAAUAACAAUUGGCUCUGCUACCCUCACCAGAAAGAGCCGAAAGGUUUGACACCAUCACAACAGACCUCCCGUACUGAAGGAAUGGACAACUUCGUAAUCUAAUAGAUCAACCUGUAAAAACUCAAAAUAAAACAUAUUGAUGUUCAUACAGUGAA